AUGAGUCAAUUGAUACCUCCUAAAAAUGGCGCUUUUGGGACGGUUUCCCUCGUUGAUGAUCCUUUCAAUUCUGGGAUUUCAACGAAAUCGUCAUGGGAAGUAAUCGGGAGAGGAUCGUUUGGAAAAGUUUAUCUUCUUAAAGAAUAUGAACCACCAAUAGAAUAUUGUUGUGAGGGAUCGCUGAGAAAUGUGAUUUGUGAUCCGACUGUGAAUUAUUCGAUGGCAACUCUCACCAAAUGGGCGCACAACAUUUUCUCCGCUUUACGGUUUUUGAAAAUGAAACGAAUCGCACACCGAGAUGUGAAACUGGAAAACAUAUUCGUUACCGAAGGCUUUGAGUUAAAACUUGGUGAUUUUGGGAUUUUCAAACGGUUCGAGGAUGGGAAAGAAGUAGCGAUUGAUAACGCUGGCACCCCAAACUACAUGGCCCCUGAGCUGUUAGAAACUAGCAGUCAACUGAGUGAAGAUGAUCUCUAUCAAUGUGAUGUUUUUGCUGCUGGUCUCGUGCUUUGGGAGGCAACAUUUAGAGAGAGACUCCCCAACUCAUCAUCAGGAAACUCCCCAAUUACUCUUCAUUUCCCAUCAACAACCUCACCAGAUGUUCAACAGUGUUUCGAUUUAAUUGAAAGAUGUUCAUCUUCUAAAAUUUCGAUCAAAUCUCGUCUAACAACUGAACAAGCCUUAUUGGAAGUGGAAUCACUGGGCGAGAACUUCAAAUCCCUCAUUUUCGAACCAGAAAGAUCUCGAAAUCAGUGUUUGAAGACUUUGCCUGAAGGUCUAUGCAUCGAGAUGCCAACAACACAUAACUCUUUGCAUCCACCUGACGCAACAUUUGGCACAGAUGGAGCAGAUAUGUGCUUCGGAAAAACCAACACUAUUGAUUCACCUGAAAGAAAUGCACAACAAUCUAUCGAAAUGGGA
This is a messenger RNA of Mesorhabditis belari, 921 nucleotides long. Lineage: Eukaryota; Metazoa; Nematoda; Chromadorea; Rhabditida; Rhabditidae. The record is from the annotation of a GenBank genome assembly.